This is a messenger RNA of Scutellospora calospora, 600 nucleotides long. The record is from the annotation of a GenBank genome assembly. Lineage: Eukaryota; Fungi; Glomeromycota; Glomeromycetes; Diversisporales; Gigasporaceae.
AUGUCUCAAGAAUAUCAACAACAUCCUUUUCCACCAACUUUUCAAAGUGAACGCUCAUGGAGUAUGCUUGCCAAUGACUUUGAUGAUGAUAAACCACAACAUUAUUAUCCUUCCCAAGCCUCUGACAGGUCAUGGAGCGUGCUUGGUUCGCAAGAUAUUAGCGAUCGAAAUCAUGGCUUAAGUACUUAUGGUUACGUUGCUGAUGAUAUUAAUUCGGCAAAUUCAGCAAGAUCGAUUGUUCAAGACUAUAUUGACCAACAACAACAAAUUUCGGCUGAAAGAACUCCAACAAUUCCUUCUUCAUUUCCUGAACCGGAAUUUGUUCCAUCGAUUACUUCGUCAACUAAGGAAUUUUUGUACGAAACAUUUAAGUAUGAAAGACAAAAUGAUAAAGAUAUUGCCGGUCGUCCUAACGAAUAUGUUGAUGAUGAUUGUUCGGACUGUCCUCCACCACCAUCGGACUUAGAUCUGUCAGUUAAUAGUCAGAUUAACCUUUCUCAAUCCCAAACCGAAAGUAAUUCUUGGAGAAUUGGCUAUCUUUCAGGUAAAUUUAUCGUGUCCUCUACUAUAUCGGAGUCAACAUCACUUACUUUGAAAUAG